CCAGCCUGGGCAACAAGAGUGAAACUCUUUCUCAAAAAAAAAAAAAAAAAAAUCCCAAAAACGGAGCUUCGAACAAAGAUAGGGCUUGGCUUUUAUACACAAAAUGCAGGAGCAGAACAAAGGCAAUUCAUCAAACAAUGACAGGUUUAUAACUCAAGCUUACACGUGACUUGCUGUGCGGCCCAGAUGACCUGUAUCUCAGUUGCACGGCUUAUCUUGCAUCCUUCGCUAUGGGGCCUGGAUGGCUGCAAUCCAGGCCUGCUUAGACAUGUCACACACACUGACCUGCGUUGCUCAUAUGGAAAACAGAAACUUACAGUUAUCAGCUAUAGAGAAUAAGAAUACAAGAAUCUAUAAACUUAUGAAACUUGCAGAGCAGUUCCACGGGAAGGGGUAAGGUCUCAGGGAAGUUUGCUUCUACCUAAGAAGGAAAAUCUGUUUUCCUGCUCCUAUCUCCCGCCUCAGGCUGAUGAGGGUGGCAAGCAGGCAGAGAGGGGCUGGAGCCAUACACAAGACCAUGCAGAGCAAACAAACAUGUAGAGAAGGGCAGGGGGCAAAGUCCUAGGGAGAUGAGCAGCCACUGUCAGCAGUGCCAGGGCCACCACCCCUGGGGAGGAGCCAUUGUGCUACUCAGAAGCCAGGGGUGAUCCUGAACAUUCGACAGCUGCUGCUCCUAUGGAGGAGCUGGUACCAUGGGUGUCAGGCGACGAUUGGCUUUGCUGCUGCUGCUGCUGCUGCUGCUCCUGCUCUGGGGCCUGGGGCAGCCAGUGUGGCCAGUGGCUAUGGCCGUGGCCCUGCGCUGGCUCCUGGGGGAUCCCGCGUGCUGCGCGCUACUUGGCCUGGCCAUGCUAGCACGGCCCUGGUUCAGCCCCUGGGUGUCCCAUGGGCUGAGCCUGGCAGCUGCGGCCCUGGCACUAACCUUGCUGCCGGCACGGCUGCCCCCGGGGCUACGCUGGCUGCCGGUUGAUGUGGUCUUCUUGGCCAAGAUCCUCCACCUGGGCCUGAAUGUCAGGGCAUGCUUAGGCCGACAGCCGCCUUAUACCUUUGUAGAUGCCUUCGAGCGACGAGCACAAGCACAGCCUGGCAAGGCAAUCUUGGUGUGGACUGGGCCUGGGGCCGGCACAGUCACUCUCGGCGAGCUGGAAGCCCGGGCCUGCCGGGCGGCAUGGGCCCUGAAGACUGAGCUGGGUGGCCCUGCGAGCCUGCGUGCCAGGGAGCCUGCUGCCCUUCUGGUGCUGGGUUCCCAGGCCGUUCCAGCCCUGUGUGUGUGGCUCGGGCUGGCUAAGCUGGGCUGCCCAACAGCCUGGAUCAACCCACAUGGCCGGGGGACACCCCUGGUGCACUCUGUGCUGAGUUCUGGGGCCCGGGUGCUCGUGGUUGACCCAGACCUCUGGGAGAGUCUGGAGGAGAUCCUUCCCAAGCUGCAGGCCGAGAACAUCCGCUGCUUCUACCUCAGCCAUACCUCCCCUACACCAGGGGUGGGGACUCUGGGAGCGGCCCUGGAUGCGGCACCCUCCCACCCAGUGCCUGCUGACCUGCGUGCUGGGAUCACACGGCAAAGCCCUGCCCUCUUCAUCUACACCUCAGGGACCACUGGCCUCCCGAAGCCAGCCAUCCUCACGCAUGAGCGGGUACUGCAGAUGAGCAAGAUGCUGUCCUUGUGUGGGGCCACAGCUGACGAUGUGGUUUACACGGUCCUGCCUCUGUACCACGUGAUAGGACUUGUCCUCGGGUUCCUCGGCUGCUUAGAUCUUGGAGCCACCUGUGUUCUGGCCCCCAAGUUCUCUGCUUCCUGCUUCUGGGAUGAUUGUCGGCAGCAUGGCGUGACUGUGAUCCAGUAUGUGGGAGAGCUCCUGCGGUAUCUGUGUAACACUCCCCAGCGACAAGAGGACCGGACACACACAGUCCGCCUGGCGAUGGGCAAUGGACUCCGGGCUGAUGUGUGGAAGACGUUCCAGCAGCGCUUUGGUCCUAUUCGGAUCUGGGAAACCUACGGCUCCACAGAAGGCAACAUGGGCUUAGUCAACUAUGUGGGGCGCUGCGGGGCCCUGGGCAAGAUGAGCUGUCUGCUUCGAAUGCUGUCCCCCUUUGAGCUGGUGCAGUUCGACAUGGUGGCGGAGGAGCCUGUGAGGGACAGUCAUGGCUUCUGCAUCCCUGUAGGGCUAGGGGAGCCAGGGCUUCUGCUGACCAAGGUUGCAAGCCACCAUCCCUUCGUGGGCUACCGCGGCCCCCGAGAGCUGUCGGAACGGAAGCUGGUGCGCAACGUGCGGCAGUCGGGCGACGUUUACUACAACACCGGGGACGUGCUGGCCAUGGACCACGAAGGCUUCCUCUACUUCCGCGACCGCCUCGGAGACACCUUCCGAUGGAAGGGCGAGAACGUGUCCACGCGCGAGGUGGAGGGCGUGUUGUCGCAGGUGGACUUCCUGCAACAGGUUAACGUGUAUGGCGUGUGUGUGCCAGGGUGUGAGGGUAAGGUGGGCAUGGCUGCCGUGCAGCUAGCCCCCGGCCAUACUUUCGACGGGCAGAAGUUGUACCAGCACGUUCGCGCUUGGCUCCCUGCCUACGCUACCCCCCAUUUCAUCCGCAUCCAGGACGCUGUGGAGGUCACGAGCACGUUCAAACUGGUGAAGACCCGAUUGGUGCGUGAGGGCUUUAACGUAGGGGUCGUGACUGACCCUCUGUUUAUACUGGACAACCGGGCCCAGUCCUUCCGGCCCCUGACGGCAGAAAUGUACCAGGCUGUGUGUGAGGGAACCUGGAGGAUCUGACCACCUGGCCAACCCACAGGGGCAAGGAUCAAGGCCGGCCACCCCCACCCCAACACAGUCGGUGUCACUUUCAUCAUGGGCCUGCGUCAAUCCUAGCCUGGCCAUAUCCUCAACCUCAGUGGGCUGUAAAUGGCAGUGGGCCCUGUAGCCGUGGCAGAAUAAACUCAAAGUGUGUUCACAG
This is a messenger RNA of Cebus imitator (Panamanian white-faced capuchin), 2952 nucleotides long. RefSeq names its product solute carrier family 27 member 5 (gene SLC27A5). NCBI's taxonomy places the organism in Eukaryota, Metazoa, Chordata, Mammalia, Primates, Cebidae. The transcript is spliced from 10 exons. Gene Ontology annotation, biological process: bile acid biosynthetic process; triglyceride mobilization; very long-chain fatty acid metabolic process. The record is from RefSeq and is a predicted model, not a curated record. Gene Ontology annotation, molecular function: fatty acid transmembrane transporter activity; long-chain fatty acid transmembrane transporter activity; long-chain fatty acid-CoA ligase activity. Gene Ontology annotation, cellular component: endoplasmic reticulum; endoplasmic reticulum membrane. The coding region runs from base 693 to 2771 and encodes 692 amino acids.